AAUACAUAUUCCCUUUUGUAACAUUAUAUACAUACCAAGAAUGAAAGCAUUCGUAUUGUUAUUAUUAUUUAUAUCAAGAAUUUUAUUGGUACAUUCAUUACCAGUAUUUUCUUCAUCUUCAAUAAUAGCCAUCACUACAGAAUCAGUUCAAAAUAGCUCACCAGAUAAAGAUAUGACAUCAGUAGACAAGACACAAACGUCACUUCCAACAAACAGCAGUAAUAGCUGUCCUGAUACAGACUUCAGUAUACCAGUUGAAAGAUUUGCACAGCUCGUAUCCACACAUUGGCAGUUUGAUCAUUUGGACUCAAUAAAAUCUGGCACAUACAGGAUCAUUUCAGAAGAAUUUCAAAAACACAUUAGAAUUUCUAUAGAAGAAAUAAAGAAUCCUUCAGAAGAACAACAGCAAAGGGCAAGCAAUAUAAGACAAAAGUCGUUUGGAAUGAUGGCGGCAUCUGCUUGGGAUAUGAUGGAUCUAGAGAUACUUCAUGCACAAAUCUUCGGGGCUAUUCAAGCACAUACAGAAGGAAGCCUGCACAUUGCAUGGGAUAGAUUAGCAGAUAAACUUGGACAGCCUGCAUUCGACAGCUUUAUUCGAGAUGCUUCAUUAAGACAUUGCUCUUCAGAAGAUGGUGAUGGUUUAUUAAGUUCAAAUUGUUUGAAAGACAACGCUUCUCAGUUAUCUCGCGAAUUAGACGAUUAUAUUUAUCAGAAUUUAAUGCAAUUUUUUACAGCUCUAGAUCAAGAUGUUCUACCAAAGAUGCUAGCAAAUACAUCAAAAGAUUUAUCGGACGUUUUGAAUUAUUUUAACCGAUUAUUCUCCAGCGGGGAUCGCCAACAACUGUAUCUCCAUGUCACACCAUGGAUGCAAGAAGUUGAUUAUCUAAAGUCAAAAUUGCUACCAUUGCUAGACAAGUCUACAUUGAUUGACGAUCAUCUCUUUGAGUUUUUUUCUAGCUAUGCUUGUUUAUCCAGGGCUUAGUUUUAUUUUUAGAAUUAAAGUACUUUUUAUACACAUUAUACCAUAUUUAACUAAGCCAAAGCCUGAUUGAAAUGUAUUAAAAGAAGCUGCAAAACGAAUAAAUAAAUAAUGAUAGCCUAUAUAUCACUUUCUCUUCUUUAUGUACACAAAGCCCCUUUCCUAUGUACCAAAAGGAUGCUCCUACUAGCCAAAUAAUAAUAAUAAUAAAAAUGCC
Messenger RNA from Gilbertella persicaria, 1196 nucleotides. RefSeq lists its product as uncharacterized. The transcript has a single exon. The record is from RefSeq and is a predicted model, not a curated record. NCBI's taxonomy places the organism in Eukaryota, Fungi, Mucoromycota, Mucoromycetes, Mucorales, Choanephoraceae. Bases 41 to 982 code for a protein of 313 amino acids.